CAAAACACACAGAUAAAAUCGCCUCAUUUUUUCCAAUAUAAAUAAAACGAUUUUUAGAUUGAUCAAAUCAGUCGAAAUGUCGAAACUUGUCGCAAUCCUCGCUUUUAUUAGCGCCUUCAUGGUGCUCUCAGCCUCGGCUGGCAACGUGGUGUGCUACUUCGCUAGCUGGACCAUUUACCGGCCCGAUAAUGGCAAAUUUACCGCCCUAGACACCGAUCCCAACCUUUGCACUCACAUCCUGUACGCUUUCGUCGGUCUCCGAGAAGAUGGGUCCGUAUCAGUUUUGGACGACUGGGAAUUGACAGGACUUGAGGAACUCUCCCAUCUCAUGUCACUCAAACAGAAAAAUCCCAACCUCAAAAUAAUCCUAAGUAUGGGAGGGUGGAACGAAGGCUCGCAAAAAUACUCCCAAGUGGCGGCAAAUCCCGGUUUGAGACAAGCAAUGGUCACGUCGGUGAUGGGUUUCGUGGAACAGCAUGGGUUCGAUGGGUUUGACCUUGAUUGGGAGUACCCAUGUCAACGGGGCGGGGCUGAUGGAGACAAAGCCAACUUUGUCACACUUUUAGGGGAAUUAAAAUCGGCUUUGAAUGCCAAAGGGAUGAUCCUGUCGGCGGCGGUCUCGGGAGGGAUUGCCUCCUGUAAACUCUCCUACGAUAUAGCCCAAGUUGCACAGAAUUUGGACAUGAUCAAUGUCAUGGUCUACGACUUCCAUGGGGCUUUUGAGCCUUUUGUGGGUCACUAUGCCCCACUUUAUGCCUCCCAUUUGGACCAAACCGACGAGCAAAAGACCCUCAAUGUGGCCGCUGGGAUUCAAUAUUGGCUUGAUGAGGGUGCCCCUGCGAGCAAAAUCAACCUUGGGUUGGGCACCUAUGGGCGUGGCUUCGCCUUGGCCGACCCCACCAAUACCUCCCUCUACGCGGCGACCUAUGGGGGGAGCGACGCUGGGCCUUAUACCAGGGCCAUGGGCGUGAUUGGGUACAACGAAGUGUGCGAGUUGUACAGCGAUUGGGAUUAUUUCUGGGAUGAUGAACAACAAGUACCACAUAUUGUGAAAGGGAAUCAGUGGUUGGGAUUCGAUGAUCCCAAGUCGAUUGCGUUGAAAGUGGCGUUUGCAAAUGAGAAGAAUUUGGGUGGGGUUAUGGUGUGGUCACUGGAUACGGAUGAUUUUAGGGGGAUUUGUGGGAAAGGGCCUUAUCCUAUUAUGAAUGCGAUUAAAAAUACUUUGAAAUAAACUAAAUACAUUUUUAUGAAUUA
This is a messenger RNA of Tribolium madens (black flour beetle), 1254 nucleotides long. RefSeq names its product chitotriosidase-1-like. Lineage: Eukaryota; Metazoa; Arthropoda; Insecta; Coleoptera; Tenebrionidae. The record is from RefSeq and is a predicted model, not a curated record. Gene Ontology annotation, molecular function: chitin binding; chitinase activity. The transcript has 4 exons. Gene Ontology annotation, cellular component: extracellular region. Gene Ontology annotation, biological process: carbohydrate metabolic process; chitin catabolic process. The coding region runs from base 77 to 1231 and encodes 384 amino acids.